UUAAACGGGAUUUGGCAAGGCAACUAUUCCGCGGUUAUUUACCGGCGGAUCGGGAUUUUGAAAAUAAAGGGGGACUACAGUGCUCCGUACGUAGCUACGUAUUUCAGAUUUAAAACGAAUAUUAUUAAUAAUACCAUAGACUAUACUGUAUAGUAUAAUAUACAGUCUACGGCCUCAACCACUGUUGCUAUGGCGACAUCAGCAGUCACAGAGCCGUAGCAACCAGAGUGUAGGAACAGAGACGGAAAGUGGCGGGAACGUGUUGAAAAUGGCGUCAGAUCAAACCGCUCCAGAUUCACAAGGUUUAGAUCCUGACAGCUGGUUGGCGCCAGCGUGUCAGUCUGGACGGACCGACUACAGUCAUGGGCGUCCCAGAGCCACUCGGAGCGCACCCUUCCCUCCGCCCUCCAGCUGAAGCAGGACGAAGAGACGAGAGGAACCGACCCGUCAACAGCCAGCCGCUGGUUUCACUGCUGAGCUUCAUCAGCAGCCAGACGACUCUGGUGCGUUCGCUGCUGGCGGAGCGGCUCAACAGCUCUGAUUGGAGGGACCGACUUCUCUCCUGUAGCACGCUCGGCAGCCUCAAAGGACCCGUUAACAAGGAUGUGGUGCAGAAGCUGUGCGACCUGAUGCGUAGCGACCACAUGAACACGGUCCGCCUCGCUGCUGCAGAGACGCUCAUGAAGCUGGGGAGGAGGCACCAAGUCCACACUGAGCUCAGGUUAAAGCUGGAGGAGGGGCAGGGUCUCCAGGCCCGGAUGGAGGCUCUGGAUGUGAUCGACCAUCUGAAGUUAACGGCGCUGCUGGAGCCGCUCGUCAGCUGCCUCAGGGAUGAGUUCCCUGCCGUCCGGAAACAAGCGUGUCUGACGGUGGCGUCUCUGCAGCUGAAGGACGGCACGGUAGUGAGGCGUCUGCUGCAGGUGGUCGAGGACGAGGCAGCUCCAGAUGUUCGACUGUCGGCCAUCGGAGCUGUGGGGGCUUUUGGUUUUUUCCUCCCAGGGGUUUAGGGGGUUCCCGCCUUGGGGAGCUGGGAGGGGCGGAGCUGCCUCUCGCCCUGCC
Etheostoma spectabile (orangethroat darter) is the source of this 1059-nucleotide messenger RNA. It is a transcript of the gene heatr4, whose product is annotated as HEAT repeat containing 4. NCBI's taxonomy places the organism in Eukaryota, Metazoa, Chordata, Actinopteri, Perciformes, Percidae. The transcript has 8 exons. The record is from RefSeq and is a predicted model, not a curated record. Gene Ontology annotation, molecular function: oxidoreductase activity. The coding region runs from base 363 to 1007 and encodes 214 amino acids.